AUGUUUAACGAAGGUGGACAUUUUAAGGUGAUUGCAUAUUUUGCAACAGUUGGUGCAAGUCAAUCGGAUUCGAGCGCGACUGGUGAGGGAACAAAGAAGAAGGCGACAUUAGAAGAUCAGAUCGUACAGACAAAUCCAGUGCUUGAAGCAUUUGGUAACGCGCGAACAGUCAGAAACAACAAUUCAUCGCGAUUUGGAAAAUUUAUACGAAUUCAUUUCUCAAAGUAUGGAAAAUUGGCAUCAUGUGAUAUUGAACAUUGUGAGUUUGUUUGA
This is a messenger RNA of Anisakis simplex (herring worm), 273 nucleotides long. NCBI's taxonomy places the organism in Eukaryota, Metazoa, Nematoda, Chromadorea, Rhabditida, Anisakidae. The record is from the annotation of a GenBank genome assembly.